Molecule: messenger RNA, 1234 nt
Organism: Diabrotica virgifera virgifera (western corn rootworm)
Lineage: Eukaryota; Metazoa; Arthropoda; Insecta; Coleoptera; Chrysomelidae
Exons: 2
Coding region: 113-1234 (373 amino acids)
Molecular function (GO): DNA binding
Source: RefSeq, a predicted model, not a curated record
CCGACAUUGUGAGUGUGUGCUGCAUUACAGAAGAAAAUAGUGCCUCGUAAGUGCGUCAUUAUAAACGUGAAACUUAUUAUAUCUCUUUUUACAGUAACAAUCACGAAUAACGAUGGGUCGUAUUCGCUCUAGAGGCAUAAGAGGGCAAUGGAGUGAAGAAGACUUAACCCAAGCGCUUCAAGCUGUGAACGCGGGUAUGUCAGUAAAUAGGGCCAGUACAACUUAUAAUCUACCAAGGAGAACCCUUAGGCGCUAUGUCGAGCAAGGUAAGACAGGAAAAGCCGCCAUGGGUCGUAAACCAAUCUUAACUCAAGAACAAGAAGCUGAAUUAAGUCGAAGAAUCAUUCGGUUAUCCGAAGUAGGUUACCCGCUAACUGCAAGUGUACUUCGUCGAUGUGUUUACCGGUAUACCAAGUUGAAUAAUAUUCCAAAUCCUUUUGGAGAAGAAAAAGAAAAGGCUGGGCGAUAUUGGCUAAAGGGAUUUAUGGAAAGAAACCCUCAAAUUCGAGUUAGAAAAGCACAAAAUCUAAAUCCGGCAAGAGCCCAAAAACUAAACAAAUUCAUUGUGAAAUAUUUUUCCACGCAUCCAGACGAACGUUCAAUUAGUAAGAUGCGUUUUGGAGGCAUAUUUUCAGCUGUUUGGGAUAAAACAAUGACAAUGUCAAAUAUUAAAGCAGGCUUCAGAGCAACAGGGAUAUAUCCUCUAAAUCGUGAAGCAAUUCCAGAGAUUGCAUUUGCUCCAAGCACUGCAAGUCAAAAUCAGGACCAAGAACCUCAACAGCAACAGCAAAUGUCUCAAGAAACAGUUCCAUCUAAUACAUCUGGUUUAUUAGAGAAUAAGGAAAAUAAUGUCGAUCGCUCAAUUUCUUUAGAAGCUGGUCCAUCCACAUCUGGUGUAAGAUCACAAAAGAAAAACGGUACUAGAGCCAGAACUUGUACCCAUGAUGACAGCAGCAGUGAUUCAGACAGUCAUUUCAGUGUACACGAUGAAUCUAAUAACUCUUAUUCUGACGAAGAAAUUGUACAAGAUCCUGCCUUGAACGAGAACAAUUCGUUUACUGAGAUGCUACCAACUCCAGAUAUGGUACUAACCAAAGCUAAGAAACCCAGAAAACCUGCUCUGAACAGUAGAGCCCAAGUUGUCACAAGAAACUUGUUCACUAAAGAAAACAAAAUUCUUAAGGAUAUUUCAGUAUCAAGUACGAAUAUCAAAAAAAAAAUCAAAAAUAUCUAG